Trichobilharzia regenti is the source of this 2612-nucleotide messenger RNA. The record is from the annotation of a GenBank genome assembly. Lineage: Eukaryota; Metazoa; Platyhelminthes; Trematoda; Strigeidida; Schistosomatidae.
CUUGCGGUGCGUGAUAAAUAAUCACGUGCUCUUUUAAUCUUAGGUUAUGAAGUUGAUUAGGAGUUUUAAAAAGCGAUCCUGUGCUAUUGAAGCAACAAAUGUAGGAGAUGUGGUGCGAAAAACAAGAGUAAAACACCGCCAAAUGGCAGAUAUAUCUACUCAAAUAAAUAAUCUACUCGUUCGUAAUAAGCAAUCAACAGAUUCAAUUAGUGAAGUAUUAAGAUCACUGCUCCAGUAUCUUAAUUCAGAUGCAAUAUAUUGUAGUAUGAUAUUUCCUUUAACUCGUGAUUUAGAAAAUGCUCAUUUCGAAUUGACCGAUACACUAAAUAAAUUGUUGCCAGAGUCGAUAUUUAAACAAAUGGCAAAAUAUAAACACUUAGAGCCUCAAUUAAAAGAAUGGGAAUCGUCAGCUCAGCGUGUAACUCGACAGAAACGUAACCUUGAUCAAAGUUGUAAUCGAAGUCGAAACACCGUUAAAAUUGAGAAAGCACAUAUUAAUUACAGAGCAUCUUCAAUGAAUCAUGAUUAUUUAACUAAUUAUUUAUUGGAUACAAUGAAUACACUUGAAAAUGAAGGCACAAUGGCCUGUUGUGAUGCUUUAUUUGUCCUUGUUUCAACAUACAAACAAUUUAGUGAUAGAAUAUGUUCUGUAUUGAACUGUCUAUUCGAAGAGGUGAAUAAACUUCAUGAAUGCGCUGCAAGAGAGUUGAAUGUAUCACAUACAAAAACGUUAUUGUCUAUAGAGAACGCUACUAAUGCAACAAAAUGGAGAGCUUCAAGUAUUAUGACUACAGAUGCAGAUGGUGGUGGCAGCUCAAAGUAUCGUAGUUCAUCAACAAGUCGCAUGAUGUCUAGUGAUGAAUAUGAUCCAUGUGGACAUUCUGCUGUGCAAAUCAGUAAUCCGUCUUCAGAAUUUGAAAACAGUGGCGAACUAUUGAGGAGUCUGAAAAGUCAAAAAUUAUCUAAUGGAACAAUAAGCUCUACUAAUUCAUAUCAUCGUUCAAGUAUAAUAAGCAAAUCAACCCUGCCUGUACCACCACCGACUAGAACAGCAACAAAUAGUUUACAGUCAACGGAAACACUAAUACAGGACAAUGAAGAUAAAACAUUAUGUAAUGCAUCUUCACCAACAGUUACAGUAUCAGAAGAAAUUAUUGAUAUGCACAACGACAGUAGCACUAACAAUAAUGAUAAUAAGCGAAAAUUAAGAGAAGUGAAUCUUUCGAAUAAUAUUACUAUUCCAGGAAUAAGUAAUAAUGAUACAUUGGGUAAAAGUAAUGCGACUAACAACUCUGAGAGCCUUCACAAUAACAACAGUGCUAAAACUCAUUAUGAAGGCAACAAAAAGGAACAGGUGACCGUGACAAACAAUCAUUUGUCCAGUACUACUUUACCUUCAUCUACAAACUAUUCCAUUACUCAAUUUAAUUCGUAUCCUCAGCAUUAUCAUCGCCAAACGUUAUAUAAUUCCAGUAAUUGUCAAAAAACAGGUGAUUCAAGGAAUCCGACGGUGAAAAGUAAUAACUGUAUCGCUGGCAGCAGCAGUAGUAGUAGUAGUAAUAGUAGUGGUGGUGGUGGUGGGAAUAGUACUCAUGCUGAUAAAGCAGAAAUGACUUUACCAAUCGAUACGGUUUUAUAUUUUAGAGAUAAAAAUUAUGCUACUGAAAAAGAAUUAAGUAAUAAAAUAUCUUUAUAUAAAAACGAAGAGGUGCCUUUUAGAGUAAUGAAAGAUCAUGAUGUUGUUAGUAGUUACGAUGAAGAAAGUAGUGACAGUUUUAUUCCUAUUGUUAUUCAUAAAAAUUGCUCAACUAACACUACACCUAUAGACAAUAGUAGUGAUGGUAAUAGUAAUAAUAAUAAUAAUGGUUAUCCAAAAAUAUGUCCCAGUCGUAAUAUUACUAACAAUACUACUACUGUUUUAACUGAUGUAAUAAACAGUGACAGGAUUUCGAAUAGGGAAACAAUAUUUUUAAAUGAUAAUGAAAUUAGAUCAUCAAGACAAAAUCUGAUACCAUGGGGAUGUCUACCGUCACCAAUAACUGAGAGGAUGAAUAGUGUAAGUGCUAUUGGUAUAUAAAUGUGUAUUUUCGCGAAGAGCAAUAUACGCUUACUUUAUCAUAGAAAUCAGGCUCAACAUGAAUCAAUCAAAUAUCAAUUUAUAACCUUUCAAAAACCAUCAGUAUGAUCAAAAAUUGACAGUUCUUAUAUAUUUAUAUCUGGCAUAAUUAUCUUCAUCACUAUCAUCAUUAUUACCUAUGAUAUUCAUUAUCGAAUAUGGUCGAAUAUGUAUUGCCUUUUUCGAUCUCUUUGUUGUUUGUAAUCUGCUUUAAGAUACUGUAUGGAAUUAUCUACUUUGCUUUAUUUAUCAUUGUGUUAUGCUUUUUUUUGGUUGAUAAUGUUAAUAAAUGUUCUACUAUUUAUUAUCAUACUACAAAACAAUAAGAGAUGAUUAAAUCAAUUGUCCGAUACGGCAUACAAAUGUAUUCGCUUUUUUGUCAACUAAUAAUUCAGACAGUCCAUUACGUCGAUGAAAUUCCUUGUUUUGUUUCGAUUGUAAUUGCAGAAUUACAAGUUUAAAAAUGAUUUUCAUGUGGUUGUGUUCUCUCUCAGCU